Messenger RNA from Schistosoma haematobium, 10252 nucleotides. RefSeq lists its product as uncharacterized. The coding region runs from base 4886 to 5602 and encodes 238 amino acids. Gene Ontology annotation, molecular function: transcription coregulator activity. Gene Ontology annotation, biological process: regulation of transcription by RNA polymerase II. NCBI's taxonomy places the organism in Eukaryota, Metazoa, Platyhelminthes, Trematoda, Strigeidida, Schistosomatidae. Gene Ontology annotation, cellular component: transcription regulator complex. The transcript is spliced from 6 exons. The record is from RefSeq and is a predicted model, not a curated record.
CGAUGCUAAAUUAAGUAGUUUUAUACAUACUUAGCACAAUGAAACGCUCUCCUGCAAAUGCAGUGACACCGGUACAAUAUUGAACUGGCAGGCUCUGUUCGUCUUGAACCGCCAUUAUUGAAACUCAAGGUUGCUCUAAUAAUGCCGAACACCGUUAACAUAGAAAGACAUAAGCUUAACCAAGCGAUGUACCAGAAACUGAAGAAAUAUAUUAUGAGUAAAAGAAAACGAGAACAAGAAGAAAAAGCACAAGACGCAAUUGUUAAGCGUUUACGACGUGAAAGGGAAGAAUCUAAACGACAAGCCGAAAUGGAUACAGAGAAUUUAGAAAAUACUAAAAAAGAGAUCUUGGUAACUCGUAAACGCAUAGAAGAACUCACAUCUAGAAGAAAUGAGCUAUUCCAGCGACUAAAACAAAUCGCCAGUGAGGAGACAAGCCUUCGUGAAAAACAAAAAAGGUAAGGUGUUUUCACUCGAGAUUUUUUCUCCUCAGCGAAACUAUGGCUUACUUAGCAGGUAUGCCACCUACUCAAUUCGGUUUGGAACCAAACAAUACUAGCACGCAAAAUCGGCUUACGGUGCCCCAAACUACAUUACCUACAGGACAACCAAUGCAACCACAGGUUGUCCAACAUGUCUCUCUGCCAAAACAUAACUUGAAUGCUAAUGGAUCUGCAUCAAUAUCUAGUAUAAAUCCUGAAGCCUUGAGUGGUUCCCAGUCUCCUCACAGACCGCAUCAUCCGUCUUUAUUUGGCUUGAAUGGAUCUAAAUCGGCUCAUACAACAAUUUCAACUCAAACGGGGCUAGGUAUGCAGCAAAGUUUGGCAUCAAUAACAAAUAAUCCGUCAGCCACUAUGGCUGCAGUAGCGGCUGCCGUAGCUGCACAACAAAGGUCAAUGCCGUCAUCUGAUCCGGUCAGCGUUUGUUUAUUUUAACUCAUAGUUUUAUAUAACCUGUUAGCUCACUAGCUGCCCAUUUUCUAAGACUAGGAAUGUAUGGGUAGAUAAUCGAAUCAUAAGUCAUUUGCCUAUUUCUCCAUAACCAUUUAAUGUAUGUCUAGUCUUACAACCAUUUGUGUGUAUUAGUGCCCCUCAUCUUCCCUCAAACACCUAGUUCAGUCACACUCUGUGCCAUGCAAAACUCGCAAAUAUAUGACCCAGAAAGUCACCAUAGACUGAAUAUUUCAAAAAAAUUGAUGAGUGCUGAAUGAAGAGAUACCAGCCGAAAUUUAAUUAAGUUAUUGCCCCGUCCUUCUAAAAAUAAAUGUAAUGUAAGUCGAUUUUUACCCGAAUAAAACUACUCCCUAUCUUAAGAAAUGGAGAAGAAGUUUAUCAACUAGUUGCGUCAGCAGAGUGAAACAUCUUUAGGCCAGAUGACGUUUUCCUUAACCUUGUAUUUUAUUGUACAAUAUUUUUUUAUUUAAACACAAACAUUGGUACAAGGAGGCACCAAGUAGAUAUGUGUCACAUAGAUCAUUUGGUUCGUGUGAGGGGUGAGAUACUGCCCGGGCGUCCAAACCGAAACAGGUAGUUUUCUUAGAUGGUCACUCCCUGAGCCUUUGACUUGGACGCCUAGUCCACGAGCAACGUAAGGAGAUGCAGUUCCAAUGGUGGUCGGUGGCGAACAAUAAGCUCAUACGCUAUUUGUCUUCUUAGGACGUUAGAGUCCACGUACACCACUUGUUUGGGAUCAGGGUUUUUCAACUCCCGUAGAUGAAUCCUCCAUAUCCACCAAGCCUGUUAAAGCACUGUACAUUCGCGUUUCGUUCUCUGAAUUUCGUAAACAACAAUAGAUAGUUUGACUUCUGAGAUUCCUGUUCCACUUGUACCAAAGUCUUUGCUGAUAAAAGUGCUUGCGCAAACGUUCAUAAGUGCCUAUUACCCAAAAGCUCAGCUCUACUGCUUUUUUGACAGUUAGGAUACUUGAAUCUUAAUAAAUGAAAAAUUGCACAUUUGACUCUUUGAAAUGGAACUGCGAUGUCUCACAAGAUACUGAAAUAGCACUUAUUCACUUAUCGACCAAUUGCAUUCUCGUAUCUUCCACAGCAAUUGGUAUUUGUGAGGAUUCGGAACGCGUAACUAAAGCAGAAAUGUCACUACGACAUAGCGCCAUGAUGUAGAAUUAGCUGUGUGGGUCUAACAGCUGUCGGUCUUUGACUGCUCGCUAGAUGGAUUUCUAGAUAUUACACACUGCCUUCUCGUGGCGGGGGUGUUGUUUACGGAAAUGAGAGGGCAAAAAGCGAUGACAUUCUGGAAACAGCUCUGAUGAAUGUAGGUAAUGGUGGUGUGGAUCUGUUGCCUGGAGAAAGACUUCUCGACCUUGAGUAUGCGGACGAUAUUGUCUUACUGUGCGAUAAUGCCCAAGCCAUGCAAUCCACACUUAAUCAGUUGGCAAUCAGUGUCCGUAGAUAUGGUAUGUGCUUUGCACCUUCGAAGUGCAAAGUACUUCUACAAGACUGGCAGGAUUCUAAUCCUGUACUCACCCUGGAUGGUGAGCAGAUAGAAGUAGUCGAGAAGUUCGUGUAUCUAGGUAGCUGCAUAAGUGCCGGUGGGGGGUGAGUGAUGAGGUCAAUGCACGUAUAGUGAAAGCCAGAGCGGCUUAUGCCAAUCUGGGCCAUCUUUGGCGCCUUCGUGAUAUCAGUCUGGCUGUAAAAGGUCGGAUCUUCAACGCGUCGGUGAGAGCAGCUUUGCCCUACGCUUGUAAAACCUGGCCUCUCCGAGUUGAGGACGUUAGACGACUCUCUGUGUUCGAUCAUCGCUGUCUCCAAAGGAUUUCUGACAUCCAGUGGCAAUACCAUAUCAGUAAUGCAGAGGUUCGGCAUCGUGUGUUCGGGCACAGAGGCGGAGAGGUGGUUAGUGUAUGACAUGGUGUCGUGGUAUGAAAGAAAGCUGCAAAGGACUGGCUUCUGUCGGUCCUUCACGGCUCCCUGGUUGGGGUCCGAGAGAUGGUGCAACACAGUGGCUAGAGACGUUGUCAGAUAUGGCCCAGAAUAGAAGCCAGUGGCGAUCCUGCUGUAACCUUCUUUUACUUUCUUCAUAAAAAGUGGUUGUGUCUUCCUUACCUGAAAGAUUUCUUCCGAUUGUACCUUUCCGUUCCCUGAUUACUACCACACUACCUUACUCCAAUCUCUUCGUUAUUGUUCUCUUUUUUUUUCUUGCGCUCCUUACCUUUUUUUUCUCUUCGAUUUCUCAUUGUUUUGUGUGGCGCAUAUAUAUUGGCGCUCUCUUGUCCCAAUAUUUAUGUGUUCAAAUAAAUAAAUAAGAAAUUACACAACCCACUGCUUCAAGUUGCUUAACAGACAUGGCUCGAAAUAAGUGCCACUGACGGUCCUGUGUAGUACUCCACUAGAUCCUCGUGCAAGUAAGAUGAAAUGUCAACCAAAUUGCAUCUAUCUUGUCUGUAUGUUUCAUUGUUCCGUACCCUAUAAUAGAUAGUACUCCAGUUUAUUUGUUGCACAAUCUCUAUUUCCACCAUGGUUUUACCACUUCCCUUUCUAUGGCUUAUUGUUUUUAGCGCCCUGUCAUACCAAAAAUUAUUAUUGUAUAACUUGUUUGAUAAAAAGGAAUAGAAUAGUUUAUGACAUAAACUUCUUUUUCAUGUGAGUACUAUUGUCCCUGACGGGUUUGAUAUUGAUAAAGUCCCGUUACUUCUCAAAAACUUAUCUUCUUACUUAUCAACUUGCCGUGCCCAGAUGACAUAACUCUACAUAACAAAUAUACUGACGGAAUUGUUGGUCUUGAAUUCCUGGAGCGAAUAUGGAUGAAUUUUUGAAGUGCAUUUGUCGCGAUGUUCGGAGACCGUUUUAUAACUGAUAGGUUUAAUUCAAAUCCGAGUUAAGAAAUCCCAUGUGUAGGAUUUGAUGGGAUUCGUUACUUUAAGAUCCUGAAGCCCAUUUACAACUCCAUUUCGGCAUCGAGGAUCUCCAAAUUCUGUAAACAUGUUUUGUUUACCGAUCAAGCUGAAAAGCUGAAUGUCCCCUUAGACUAUACAGUAAAACAUAAAAGUAAUAAUAAAAUGUAACCAUGUCAAAUUAUUUCAGGAUUUAAUGAAUUCUACUUCACCUACCGUACCAGAACAUUUUAUGGAAGUAUUCAAAGUUUAAUUACAUUCCCCAUUGGUGUUUCUCUACAUCUUAAGGAUCGUAUUGCAUUGCAAUUAUUAACUCCUUGUUUGCUCACUUAUUUCUCCCUAAUAUCUUAUUUUAUUUAUUUCAUACUCAUUUACUGUAGUCAGAUGUAUAAUUGUAUCAGGUUACUUUUGUUUCUCAUUCAUGAAACCUAUUUCCUACCCGAAUGAAAUACAUAGAAAUCCAACUCACCGUAUAAUAGUAUUGUGGUUACGUCAGCAAUUUAUAUAUUCCCACAUCUGACCCAUCAUUUUCCAAACUCAUCGUCUUCUUAGAUGUAUGUAAUACAUCUUGGUUGUCCAGACCACUGGAAAGUAUCGGUUUCUUAGUCGAGAAAACUAUCCCGAAGCAAUCUUUCAGUCUACACAUUCAUAUUCUUUAUAUUUAUGAUUAUUCUUACCUAAUUGUUGAAAAUCUGUAUUUUUGACCAGGCGUCCAUGAAGCUCAAUUGUAAACAGCUACUUAUUAUAUUUACAGGGUUUUCCAUCCACAGCCGCCGCAGCUGCAUAUUUCAAUGUGAUUGCCUCCUUGGCGAAUUCAUCUUCUCUUACAGGAAAUUCCUUAGGAAUAACAUAUCCCAAUUCCUCUGUUAGUCUUGCUGAAGUUGUUGCUGCUCUUGCUGCGUCAGGAUUAUGUUCCCUCCCAGCACAUCUAUCAUCGAAUCCACCGCCAAUAUCAAGUGGAAAUUUGGUCCCAAAUUUUACAUUCACCAGUCGUGCAUCUCCUUCUGUCCCAGAUGGUCAUCAAAACCGUGACACUAUGACAGCACUUUCAUCGGGAAACAUGCACUCAAACUUAUCUUAUCAUCAAAACGUAAUUCAGUCAGCCAAUAUGUCCAAGAACCCUGCAGUAUCCACUCAUCAUAAUCCUAAUUUUGAUUUUACCAGCUCCACACUAGAUACCGCAAAAGUGUGCUUAGCUCAACUAGCAGCAGCUGCUGCCGGCAACAAUAAUAAUAGUGGAAAUCACAUGAACCAACAAAAUGUCUUACCCAGUAAUCAACAAUUACAGAAAGCUCAUCAAAUUCUACGUUCACUGAAUGCUUCAAAUCCUCUAAUAUCUCCAUUACUGAGUGGUAACACUUCAGAUUUGGAUAUUUCUCAAACUACUUCUACUCCUUCAUCAACACCUAUAUCUGGUAGCCCUUUACUACCACCAGCCCCUAUCAGUUAUAGAGGAAGCAUUACUACUGGGCAAUCUGCUCAGCAAAUCCAACUUCAACAGCAGGCUCAUCAAAAGCAACAGCAUAACUUGUCGAAGUAUAUGACACAGGUUGAUUACAGUUCAGCACGUGGUCCUUCUGGUGUACAAAAUAUGGAAAGUUCACAUGUUGGCUAUUGUCUUUUCAAGCAACUAAUUACUGGAAACUUCGCCCUAAAGCUGCUUGUUCAUAUCUUCCAGCAGGUUUCAUUUCUAUUCCUGAGCGAUGCCUUUCGAAGAAUCAUUAAGAAACGAAUUCAUUUUCAUCAAAAUUGAUAUCCUCAAGUCUUGCUACAGAUGCUAAUUAGUGUUAGUUUAGUAGGUUUGAACAUAAAAACCAACUUUUUUAGAUUCAAUCGUGUAUGGUUUUACACCCCAUAAUAUCUUAGACUAAUUUUUGCCUGAAAUAAACUUUCCCGAUUUAUCCCAAUAAUAAAUUACGGACAAAAGGAAUAUAAAAUAAUGAGAUUGUGUUUCGACCCAAUAUGGUUCAAUUCAUAUCAGCGCAACAAUAAGAGAACAUGCAAAUGAUAAAAUCAGUGAUCUACAUAGUAUUAGAUGAUUAAGGGACAAACUGCUGAAUUUUGAAAUUUGGACAUCGCUACACAUGUAAUUAUCAUAUCUGUCUUUACCACUUUAUGUUUUUCUGCCAUACCGCUGACCAAUCAUUGUGUAAUCAUUCGUCAGUUUACAUUUAAUUGACUCAAUGUAGUCCUUAAUAUUAAUAAUCAGAAGAUUCAAACUCUCGAAUAAACAGUAGCUUUAACCUUUUAUUUCGAAGUACAGUUACUGGUAAUGUAGACAGACAGUGUAGUAUCCAAUCCUCCGGAGUUUUCACGGGGUCAUUCAGUCAGGCAUCAUCCUGCAGCCUGACACGUGUGUAUUGACACAAGUUGCCAUAUAUUGGAACGACGAGAUGGAGUCAACAAGAUAAAUAGCAAAAUAUGUAAAUGACAACGGCGUUGAAACAGAUUAAGCAUUUAGGUUAAGAUUCUAAAAUACAGAUUGGAAAAGCAUGUAUCAAUGAAUACUGAAAUUCAAGAUAGAGAAGAAAAUGAAAAGUAAAUGUACUACACCACUGUGAAUGACUUUCAGCUAUCUCAUCCGAAGUCUUCAACUGCUGAUCACGAUUAUUAUCCAGACUCCGACCAGGUAGCCUGCAUCUGCCGACGUGGCUCAGACCAACAGUCAAUAAUUUCACAAACUGGCGCCAUAUUUUGGUUUGGCUACCCUUAGAUUUCUCCCAACCUACUCUUAUAUUGGAAAACAUCUCUUGUCAAAGUAGCCGGUGGUUAGACAUGCGUAACAGAUGUCUUAACUAUCUUUAUGUAUAUUAAUAACCUCAUCAACUAGUUUGCCAUCUUUGCCAAAUACCCUGUGCUUAAAUUCAACAUUUCUCACUCGAACGCAUUCUUAUUUUAGUGUCUGACUGUAUCAGUAUCUCUGUGCAUUAGAUAAAUAAUUUGGUACUUCUUUUCAAAUAGGCACAGGGUUAAGAUCAUGGUUUCAAGAAACCACGGAUACCAUUUCACAAGUCCCAGAAGAAAAGUGAUACAAAAACGUUGACAUAGGUGGUAGGAAACAACAAAGAAAAUCCGUAGUAGAAUCGGUGACCCAUUAGAUAAACUCAAGUGCUAUACGACGUCUAGUUAUUGACACCUAAUUAUACUGCUAAUAUUUCAUCAACCCAAGGAGCAAGGUUCACUAAUCAACAACAAAUUAAUGCAAAUAAUCUCAUUAUGCUAAAUCUAACGUCUACAUCAUCUCAUAAUAACGCACCUACCGUAACUAAUACUGGUAAAUGUCUUACAGGUAGUCGUCAUAUAGAAAAUAAUUCUUUAAGAAAUUCAGUUAAUAACAAUACAAGUACAUCUAUACAGUUCAAUUCAUCUUCGUCCGGUGUUGCAUCAAUAGCUUCAAACUCAACAAUUUCACCAUCUAUAUCGAAUACUGGCUCUUCUAUUGCUUUGAAUCCAGGACUAACUCCAUUUCCAACUGAUCUAAGCUCAUUAAACUAUCUAACAUCUGCAACUCUAGCCGCUGCUUUUCAACAACAACAACAACAGUUAAAUAAACUUGUCAUGUCAGCAAAUAACAUACCUUCUUCACAUGGACAUUCAAACACUUCUGGACCACCAUCUAGUUCAUCGAAUAAUUCUGGGCGUCGAUUUUUUUGAAUUUAUGUUGUAGUUAAAUUUGUCAAUGUGUACAUUGUUAUCAUUAUAUUUAUUCCCCGAUAAUUUGGUGAUUUAUAUCUAAAAAUAUACAAACUUUGUAUAUUAUUUUCGUGUGAACAAAUUUACCAAAAGAAGUGUUGUCACGGAUCCCGUAUUUGGUAUAUACUGUUAUGGGAGCAGAUACUAAAUAUAUUUACAUAACCUACUUGUUAGAUAGAGAGACCUUCUAGUGCUGUCAUUGAUUAAUAUCUCAUUCUUAUUGUUUUACUCCAAAUAAUUAAGUCGUUGUGUUUUAUAUAAUGUUAACGUCAGAAAUAAGGACGAAUAUGGAUUCUUCUGUUACGAACAUCUAUGCUACCUGGUAAACUGAACGACUGGUAUAAGAUCACGCCUUAAUAUUUAUAAACUGUAUACGAAUAUAAUUUUCUAAGGAGCUUUGAUGUCUCACAUGAAAAUCGUGAGAUAAGUAAACAUCUCAGUAUGUAUAUUAUUUCGCAAGGCAAAGUAACCAAUGGAACUAGGUGUGAAAUUCCGUGGCGUUCCUAUAUUGCAAGUGUCACAAUAAUACUAAAAUAUAAAGGGUCACAAUAAUGAGUGUUACUGUGGUAACCCAGAAAAGUCAUAAUAUUGAUCUAGUUUUACACUAGAUAAAAAUUGCUAUUGAUUUUUGAGAAAAUAGAGUCCACAGUCUAUUAUAAUAUUUUACUUGGUUAACUGCGUUAUUUUUACUCAGUUAUCAACCGUAUUUUUCUAGGCUUUUCAGUUAUUUCCCCUUAAGACAGUCAGAGACGUUAAUAUGUCGUUACUAGAUAUUACAGAGAAUGACUAUUAGUUUUUUUCGUCAAGCACGGACACAGAGAAUCCACCCAGGGGGGUUGGGAAACCCUGAUUACAAACCAAUAGUGCACAUGGGCUCCAGUAUCCCGAUGGGACAAAUGCCAUAUGAACCAAUCGUCGGUCACCGGCUACCGUAGAACUGCAUCUCCUUACGAUGCUCCACUGCCUUAUGGAUCAGACCCUUAGGUCAAAGGCUCCAGGUGUGGCCCCCUAAGAAAACCACCUGCUUCGGUUUCGGCACCCGGACAGUAUCACAGCCCUCACACAAAUUUGAUUAGAUGGCAAGUAUUUCACAAAAUACUAUACUCGUAUAAAUAGUCAAGUAUCAAAAACCCCAUGGUCUAAUUCAGCUACUUGUCGGUACUACAACCAGUGUCCACUUGUGACUGUUGAACAUUGUUUAAGUUUUUGUUUUUUGUCAUAUAAAAGAAACGUUUAGUAGCUAAAACUAAGGGAAGUAUCAGAAUUAUUUGCAUGAAUGACGUCUUUGUACUAGAUAACCCAAUUGAUUAAGUAUUUCAUCUUGACAAGGUCUUGCCUAUAUAUAAUAAAGACUGAUAGUCUCAGGGGAGCAUAAUUGAACACUAUUUCGAAUUGUAAACAGAAAUCUUUAUCACACUUGAAAAUGUACAGUAAGUACAGGGGUUAUCACAAAAGUUAGCUAUUUCCUAGUGUAGUUCACCCGUACAUUGAGUUAGUAUCCCAGCGCAACUUAAUUGACGAUAUACUUUUCAUAUGAUUGGUAUCUAUGUCUAAGGACUUAUAAGUAAUUGUUGCUAAAACCUAUAGAUUUGAUAAAGCAACCUGAAUAAAGUCUACAUAGUUUACACAGUUUCAUUAUAAUUCUGGUUAUCAGUUGUUCAAAUUCGGAAAGUUAUGCUGUCCGUUGAUAUUUUAAAUCACGAAAAUCUGCUAGUUCUUUUUGUAUAUAACAUUUUUUUAUUUACAAUGAAAUUAAAUCACUGCUAAGUCGGUCAUCCAACGUCCAAAUCAAUCGGAUAAAAAGAUAAGACUAGGAAAGUAGCCUUUUUAAUAGUAAAUCCCAAUAGAAUAUUAAAUCACCAAUUAUACAAACCGUAACUCAAUAUAUUGAUUGUUUUGAGAAAAUCUAGAGUGGUAGAUAUUAAGUCUAAUAUUUUGAAUAAUAUUGAUAACUCAUUAUCUCAGCUGAUAUCCGACUGUUUUUUUAUAUAUUCAUUUGAUGCUUUCUAAAUGUUCAUCUGACUCAGGAAGUACCUUAAACAAAUUCACAAAUUACUAACUCUGAUGACCCUAGUUAUCCAUUAAUCACUGUUUAGUGUUGAUUGUGACUAGCCUAUUGUUUAGUGUUAUUGAUAUUCAUUAUUAUAAUACAUCAAGCACUAGCUUGAUUACUCGUUUAUAACUAAAUAUAGCUCUCUAGCUUGGAAAUUUAUGUCGAUUUAGUUGUGUGAUGUGCCUCGAUAAUAUAAUAUUAGGUUGUAUUACUGCUGACUCAGCGAAAACAACCAUUAUGAUCAGUUUAACCAUUUUUUUUCUCUGAAUUGGUAUUGAACAUUGCUUCGCAACAAUCAGUUCACCACUGUAAACGAGGGAGAACUACUGAAGGGUCCCAUACUAGGGUUCAACAGCUUUUUAGUUGGAUUACAUUACGAUUCGGAAUCCUAGAAGCAACCAGGAAAUUCCUACCUAGAUGAUUAAGCCCACUGACAAGGUACAACUUCAUAUAGUUGGUAUUUCAUUAUGCAUUUGUACUAUAACUACCCAGCGUCCUACAUUUAAAGUAGAGAUGAUUUUAAAACGAAGCUCAGUAGUCGAAUUUCUAAAAUUUCAGCUAAUUAUCUACUGCUUUGGAGUUUUCGGCAUGAGCGAUAACAAAAACUUAUCACCUGUAAAUUCGAUGAAUUACAGUGAAUGACCAAGUAGCCUCUAU